Messenger RNA from Lampris incognitus (smalleye Pacific opah), 2211 nucleotides. RefSeq names its product tenascin XBa (gene tnxba). The coding region runs from base 1 to 2211 and encodes 736 amino acids. NCBI's taxonomy places the organism in Eukaryota, Metazoa, Chordata, Actinopteri, Lampriformes, Lampridae. The record is from RefSeq and is a predicted model, not a curated record. Gene Ontology annotation, molecular function: protein binding. The transcript has 12 exons.
AUGGAAACAUCUAACAACAAAACUAGAACAGGGAAAGAGACUGUGGAGCAGUCCACAUCAGCUGAGAAGAAUAUUACCCAAUCAUCUGGACAUAAACUCAUCAAAAAGGUCAAAGAAGAAAGCAUAAAUGUGACUAAAAUCAUGCAGUCUCUCAAUAACACAAAGACCGAAACAGGUGUGAUUGGUUCUGGGAAAGGAUCAGCUCCACAGCGAAGUCAAUAUGUAGUGAAUGUGACCACUGUAGAGACAGCAGAUGAGGCUAAAGUCCUUUCAAACAAAACUGCUGUCCAGCCCUCUGAUAAGCCCUCCAGGAGGGUAGGAGGAACUGGCCUCGGUUCUGUGAAGAUUGUGAACACCACCUCCUACAGCUUCACUCUUGCAUGGUCAGCACCACAGGGUAUGUUCAGGAACUUCACCGUCACAAGACGAGAGCACAGAGUGGAGGGUGAGGAAGAGGAGGAUGAGGAAGUUGAAGGCCGUGCUCUUGAAGGAGAAGAUAAGGCAGCCACAGCAAAGAACACAACUGAAGUCCUAGUGCAGAUGGAACGGACCAAUGGUACUACGCCCUCUGCUAAAGGUCUUGUUCCCCGAAGUAAAGCCGAAGGAAAGAGAGUCUCCAUGGUUCUCCCUGGAAAUGUUCGUUCUGUGGAGUUCAGCAAUCUGCGGCCACAGACGCGCUAUACCUUGUACAUAUACGGUACUGCUCCAGGGAAAAGGUCCAAGAUUCACAGAGUAGCUGCAGCUACAGGUCCUGAGCUAGCCACAGAGCUGGUGUUCAGCAAUGUAACAGAGUCUUCUCUCACAGUGUCCUGGUCCAAACCAAAGAGUACGUUCACAGGCUUUAGGGUCACCUACACCCAAUUGGUCUCAGGGGAGAGCAGCUCUGUGACUUUAGACUCCCAUCAAUCUCACAUUGUUCUGUCCAAGUUAACUGCUGGAUCCUCAUACCUAAUCAGUGUAACAACCAUUCAAGGCAGGGUUCAGAGUGAUGCCCUUACAUCCAUCAUCACCACAGUGCCCGCCCCUCCAACCCAGCUUCAAGUAAUCAACGUUACAGAUACACGAGCUGUGCUGCAAUGGACACCCAGUCUGGGAAAAGUGGACCGCUUCAUCAUCAGUUAUGAGUCAUCAAAAACUCCUAAUGUGACUGUGACAGUGAUGCUCUCUGGGAACUCAGUGGAGUACCAGCUGAAGGGCUUGCAGAGAGGCACCGUAUACACUGUUAAGGCCCUAAGCCAGAAGGACAGCCUCCAGAGCACAGUCAUCUCAACCACAUUCACAACGGCUAAUGUGGUUAAGGCCAGCCAGGUUGGUGCUCACUUUGCUGUGGUAGCAUGGAAAGCUCCAGCUGUUGCUUUUCACAGCUACAGGCUGACCUACCAAGUGGCAGGAGGGGAGACCAAAGAGGUGAUCCUGGACCCCAUCAUCACAGAGUAUAAGCUGACGGGGCUUCUGUCCAUGUCAAGGUAUACUGUUCUGGUACAAGGUGAAAGAGAUGGACACUACUCAUCCAUUGUCACCACAGAAUUCAUCACAGGGAAACAGCGUUUCCCAUUCCCUGCUGACUGCUCUCAGCAGCUGUUGAACGGAGUGCUACAGUCAGGAGAGAUGGAUAUCUACCCCCAAGGGAAAGAUGGAGGAGCUGUGCGAGCCUACUGUGACAUGGAGACGGACGGAGGCGGCUGGACGGUGUUCCAGAGACGGAUGAAUGGAAAGACUGAUUUCUAUCAAACCUGGAGUAACUACAGUGCUGGUUUCGGAAACUACAGUGACGAGUUCUGGCUUGGAAAUGAGCUUCUGCACAACCUCACCAGCAUGGGCUCUGUGAGUCUGAGGGUAGACUUGCGAGUUGGAAAUGACACAGCUUAUGCCCACUACUCAAACUUCACCAUCAACACAGAGGGAAAGAACUAUGCCAUCACCGUGUCUGGCUACACUGGGACAGCAGGUGACUCUAUGAGGUACCAUAAUGGACGACCAUUCUCUACCUGGGACAAGGAUCCUGACCCUCUUGGGAUCCACUGUGCCAAGGCCUACAUGGGUGGCUGGUGGUACAAGAACUGCUACAAGACCAACCUCAAUGGUCUCUAUGGCAUCAACAGUAACAAUCAGGGAGUGGUCUGGAUAGACUGGAAAGGCAAAGACUCCUCCAUUCCCUUCACUGAGAUGAAGCUCAGACCAUCUGGCUUUCUUCCAUUAACCCGCGGCUAA